AUGGAUGAAAAGGGAUGCCGGAUAACUGUACACAAGCAGAACACAGUCCUAGCAGAGAAAGGAAGCAAAAGAGUUCAUCUCAUUGCCCCUGAACACGCGGAAAAUGUUACGAUAGCAAUGUGCGUGAAUGCGAUUGGUACUGCGAUACCACCUAUGAUCCUCUUUAAAGGAAAAAGACAGAGACCUGAUCUAUGUGAUAACUUACCACCAGGAACGUUAGUCAGGAUGGCACCGAAAGGCAGUAUGACUGCUGAUUUGUUUGUGGAGUUUAUUAAGCACUUAGCGAAAUACAAGGUUGCUGGAAAAUGUUUACUUAUAUUUGAUGGUGCCAAAUGUCACUUGUCAAUAGAAGUUUUAGAUGAAGCUGAUAAAAACGAUAUAGUUUUGUAUUGCCUCCCUUCUAACACAACGCAUGAGCUUCAGCCCUUAGACAAAUCAGUCAAUAAGUCGUAUGAACACCACUGGGAUGAAGCAGUUCUGAACUUCUUAUAUACACACCCCGACAAAACAAUGUCAAAAGCCACUUUUAAUAAGAUAUUUAGUCAAGUCUGGCCCAAAUGCAUGACGCAUAGCAACAUUGUGAAUGGAUUUGCGGCAACAGGAUUAUUCUCGUUUAAUCCUGAAGCUAUGCCGAAGGAAGCAGAUGCCCCAUCAAUUUUGUCUGAAAUUGCAUGGCCACAAACUAGCGUGGAGCCCAUACAAAGUCCUUUAUCUGACGUCAUAUUGAACGAUGACACUGUACGACAUAUGAUUGGCUCCUGCAGAACUCUACAUCUGAUGUAUUAG
Parnassius apollo (apollo) is the source of this 786-nucleotide messenger RNA. NCBI's taxonomy places the organism in Eukaryota, Metazoa, Arthropoda, Insecta, Lepidoptera, Papilionidae. The record is from the annotation of a GenBank genome assembly.